Rhagoletis pomonella (apple maggot) is the source of this 1251-nucleotide messenger RNA. RefSeq lists its product as uncharacterized. Lineage: Eukaryota; Metazoa; Arthropoda; Insecta; Diptera; Tephritidae. Gene Ontology annotation, biological process: DNA integration. Gene Ontology annotation, molecular function: nucleic acid binding. The record is from RefSeq and is a predicted model, not a curated record.
GCGGCCUCCCACAACGCGUAUUCUCCGAUAAUGGAAAAAAUUUCGUAGGCGCAAGUGGGGCCUACCGCCAAGAUUUCAAACGAUUCCUUAAAGAGUCAUCCGACGACAUACGUUCCCAGUACUCCAUACAUGGCUUCGAGUGGCAGUUCUUACCACCAAAUGCUCCUCACAUGGGCGGGCUGUGGGAGGCAGCCGUCAAAAGCUUCAAACUCCAUUUCAAACGAAUCGUUGGGAGUAAUAGUUUCACCUUUGAAGAGCUCGCCACACUGCUGGCUCGCAUCGAAGGAAUGUUGAACUCUCGACCACUCUCCCCCAUGUCAGACAAUCCUCAAGAGCUUCUAGCCCUAACGCCUGGCCAUUUCUUGCGCGGAGCGCCUCUGAUUGCAGCGCCAGAACCACAAAUUGACAAUCUUUCGCUUCAAAAUCGGUGGGAGAAAUUAAAACUCUUGCAUCAACAGUUUAGUCAGCGCUGGAAAGAUGAAUACCUUAAAGAAUUACAUCAAAGGUAUAAGUGGAAAAUCUCGCACCACAAUCUUUCUGUUGGCGACUUCGUCGUCAUUAAAAACGAACUAUUACCUCCAAAUGAAUGGCGUUUAGGCAGAGUCGAAAAGGUUUAUCAUGGCUCGGACAACAAAGUCCGCGUUGCCGACAUUCGAACGCAACAUGGUACCUUGACCAGGCCAAUUGUCAAACUAUGUCCGCUCCCGAGUCAAACAGACUUAUCUCAUCCAUUGCCUUGACAAAAGUCUUCACAAUUCUACUUUCUAACCACCAUAGUCAUAAGUUUUCUGACAGCCUUUACUAAAACAAAUCUCAUUCACAGGGAACCGAAAGUGUAUGCCCCGUGGAAGCUAUUGCCACGCAACACCAGGCCGUCACGCUCGCCGCGCGAUCCCGAUGUACAUCAGUGCCUUAUAUGUUUUAAAUACCACGCCUUGCGGUUCUGCAAAGAGUUCCAACUCAUGGGAGUAGAAGAACGGAGGGUUAAGGUGCGGUUCUUAGACUAUUGCCCCAAUUGCUUGGCCCGCACCCACAGUCAUGUCAGGGAUUGCCGCUCAGAUGGGAGGUGCAAAAUCUGCAAACAGUUGCAUCACACCCUCUUGCACCGUCCGACACCUGAGGAGGAGGCAGCUGCGGCUCCGGCGCGGCAACCAACACCACGGUCAACGGAUGCUCGUGCCCGCAUCGAACUGGACAGAGCCAUUCGGGCAUUGCAACGUUUGCGGGAUACGCUUGCACCUGUGCAACGGG